Molecule: messenger RNA, 689 nt
Organism: Dendrobium catenatum
Lineage: Eukaryota; Viridiplantae; Streptophyta; Magnoliopsida; Asparagales; Orchidaceae
Product: peamaclein-like
Exons: 2
Coding region: 136-429 (97 amino acids)
Source: RefSeq, a predicted model, not a curated record
AGCUACACAUCCAGCUACACCGACGAAAUAGAGCAGCUUCUCGCUCGCUCUAUAAAUGUGCCCAGUUCUGUGUGCCAUUUCAACUGCGACCAUCAUUGCAAUACUUCCAGUUUUGUCCCUCCAGAUCCAGACGUGAUGAAGAAGCUCUUCUCGGCCCGGCUGAGCUUCCCGCUUCUUCUUCUUCUUUUAGGGCUGCUUCUGGCUCCCUAUUUCCAGCAGAUGGCCUCAGCUUCUGCAUUCUGUGAUGAAAAAUGCAAAGUGAGGUGUUCAAAGGCAGGCGUUCAGGACAGGUGCCUCAAGUACUGCGGGGUCUGCUGUGAGGAGUGCAAGUGUGUGCCCUCCGGCACCUAUGGGAACAAGGAUGAAUGCCCUUGCUACAGAGACAAGUACACCGGCGAAGGGAAGCGCCGCCGCCCAAAGUGCCCUUAAUCUCUUCAUCUUCUUCUGAUUAUUAAGAGCUUGGUUAGUUUGGUUGAAAUAUGUAGCAGUAUCAUGAAUGCUUGUGUUCGUUUGGGUUGAUGAAGAAUUUACUUAUAAGGAGUCAGCAGUGUUGUUGAAUAGAGAGAUGAGAGAGGAAAUAAACGUUGUGGUUUAGUCUAAUGUGUGUGUUGAUGAAUGAAGGAUUUUUUUUUUUUUUUUUUUACGUGUGUUUUAUGGAAUACUAUAUAUAUUUUUUUUAUUUUUGAUGU